Danaus chrysippus (African queen) is the source of this 846-nucleotide messenger RNA. Lineage: Eukaryota; Metazoa; Arthropoda; Insecta; Lepidoptera; Nymphalidae. The record is from the annotation of a GenBank genome assembly.
AUGGCUCUGAUAGACUUGUGCCGUUUAGAGGAGAAAAUUAACUUAAAGCCCGUGGAUUCUCUUGCUUCUGUUAACAACGAUGUAAUGGGUAACACCCAAAACUUUUUGAAUAGCGCCCAACUUGCUCUUCCUCCGUUUGCCAAUCCGGUGGAAACUCUAGCCCAGUUUAACACCAAAGACGAAACUGGCCGUCAAAUUAAAAUUGAGUUUGAUCACGGCACCACCACACUCGGAUUUCGGUACAAAGGUGGAGUUCUUCUAGCUGUUGACUCCAGAGCGACGGGCGGUCAGUUUAUUGGUUCUCAGUCUAUGAAAAAGAUUGUGGAAAUCAAUGACUAUUUACUGGGUACAUUAGCGGGUGGCGCUGCCGAUUGCGUGUAUUGGGAUCGUGUUCUCGCUAAACAGUGUCGUCUGUAUGAGCUAAGAAACAGGGAACGCAUCUCUGUAGCAGCAGCCAGCAAACUAAUGGCUAACAUGGUGUAUAACUACAAGGGCAUGGGACUCAGUAUGGGAAUGAUGCUUGCCGGUAUUGAUAAGAGGGGAGCUCAGCUGUACUAUGUAGAUAGUGAAGGUACUCGGACUCCGGGCAAAGUAUUCUCUGUGGGCUCGGGAUCAGUUUAUGCAUUUGGUGUUCUGGACUCUGGCUACCACUGGGACCUUGAAGAUGAAGAGGCUCAAGAGCUAGGUCGCCGCGCCAUCUACCACGCGACCCACCGCGACGCGUACUCCGGCGGUAUCAUCCGCGUGUAUCACAUCAACGACAAGGGCUGGGUCAACAUCUCCAAUGAAGACUGCUCCGAGCUACACUACAAGUAUCAAGCCGAGAAGGGUGUUAAGGAUGAAUAA